This is a messenger RNA of Cricetulus griseus (Chinese hamster), 2566 nucleotides long. The record is from RefSeq and is a predicted model, not a curated record. Lineage: Eukaryota; Metazoa; Chordata; Mammalia; Rodentia; Cricetidae.
UCCACAGUGUUCAUCUGCAGCUUCAUGGUGGCUGCCCCCAUCUUCGGCUACCUGGGUGACCGAUUCAAUAGGAAGGUGAUCCUCAGCUGUGGUAUCUUCUUCUGGUCAGCCGUCACCUUCUCUAGCUCUUUCGUCCCUCAGCAGUACUUCUGGUUGCUGGUCCUGUCCCGAGGGCUAGUAGGUAUCGGUGAAGCCAGCUACUCCACCAUAGCACCCACCAUCAUCGGCGACUUGUUUACCAAGAACACACGCACACUUAUGCUAUCAGUCUUCUAUUUUGCCAUCCCACUGGGCAGCGGCCUAGGCUACAUCACAGGUUCCAGUGUGAAGCAGGCAGCUGGAGACUGGCAUUGGGCACUGCGGGUAUCCCCUGUCCUGGGCAUGAUCACAGGAACUCUCAUCCUCAUCCUGGUCCCAGCCACUAAGAGAGGCCAUGCUGAUCAACUUGGGGGGCAGCUCAAAGCACGGACCUCAUGGCUUCGAGACAUGAAGGCUCUGAUCCGAAACCGCAGCUAUGUCUUCUCCUCCCUGGCCACAUCUGCUGUGUCCUUCGCCACAGGGGCCCUGGGCAUGUGGAUUCCCCUCUACCUGCAUCGUGCUCAAGUUGUACAAAAGACAGCAGAGACAUGCAACAGCCCACCCUGUGGAGCCAAAGACAGCCUCAUCUUUGGGGCCAUUACCUGCUUUACUGGCUUUCUGGGCGUGGUCACAGGUGCGGGAGCCACUCGCUGGUGCCGCCUGCGGACUCAGCGCGCUGACCCAUUGGUGUGUGCUGUGGGCAUGCUGGGAUCUGCCAUCUUCAUCUGCCUCAUCUUUGUGGCUGCCAAGACCAGCAUUGUGGGAGCUUAUAUCUGCAUCUUUGUUGGGGAGACACUGCUGUUUUCUAACUGGGCCAUCACUGCAGACAUCCUCAUGUAUGUGGUCAUCCCCACCCGAAGAGCCACUGCUGUGGCCUUGCAGAGCUUCACCUCCCAUCUGCUGGGGGAUGCUGGAAGCCCCUACCUCAUUGGCUUUAUCUCGGACCUAAUUCGCCAGAGCACCAAGGACUCCCCGCUCUGGGAGUUUCUGAGCCUGGGCUAUGCCCUCAUGCUGUGCCCUUUCGUUGUGGUCCUGGGUGGCAUGUUCUUCCUUGCCACUGCUCUCUUCUUCCUCAGCGACCGUGCCAAGGCUGAACAGCAGGUGAACCAGCUGGUGAUACCGCCUGCAUCCGUGAAAGUCUGAGGUGGUGCCGCUGGGACAGCAAUGAUCUGCAGUUUAGAUUAGGAGAGGUCCUCCAGCAUCCUGGAUCUGCAGGACUGUCCCAAAGCUUCCCGAGUGACUCACAGCUGGGUACCCACCCUCUUUGGCGAAGAACUGAGUGGCCCUAUCUCCAAGAAGAAGCUGCAUCCUCCAUUAACACGGAGGGCUGUGUAUGCUGGAGCCACUCAGUUGGACACAGUUACAGCCCUGGUUGGGGGCUGAAGGGCCAAGAGAGAAGCCAGCCUGCAGUGGGUAUUUGGGGAAAGUCUGGCCAGUCCCUAGCUCAUGUGAUAUUAAGGGAGCCCCUAUCCUCGCUGGACAGUGGAGCCAAGGAGCUGGAGCUUCCUCCAUUACGUGCCUUGCAAGGCACCCUCCACAGCUUUGAAGAAACAAGUCCUAGGCUGUACACAGAAGACAUGGCUCAAGUCUCAGGACCUCAGUUCUGGUUCUGAGGUCCCCCAAAGGCUCUGGUAUAUGGGAGCCACUUUCCCAUUCUUAGGCUCUGACCUUGGGGCCAUCAAAUUCACCCUGAUACAUGGAGCUGGGUACCCACUGCUGGGGGGUUCCCUGGCUGAGACAGUUGCCCUGGAGGAUGUCUCUGUUGUCUUCAGCUGGUUCUUUGCCUGGAGGUUUUUCCCAGGUGGGAUCACCUCUUAGAAGCUGCAGCACUAGGGGUAAAGGCCCUGGCAGGCCUGCACCAGGGGCUGAGACCGUGAGAAUCUAUUUCCUCACCCUACCCGCAAUUCCUAUCAUCCCCCGGAAGCCACUCCUUCCCUACAGGAUGACCUUUUCAAUGAGGAGUCAGAUUUGGCUGCUGAAAGCUGUAUCUAGCAGCUGUCCAUACUGCUUCUUGUCUUAGGGUAUGAAAUUGCUGGAGAUUGCCCACCAGUGCCUGUAGGUAUACCCCAACUGACUCUUGGGGGAGAGGAGGCAGGCCUUCACCUCAGCCUUUGAUCACCCUGUUCCCACACACAUAGAUCGCCUCACUUCCCUGCAGCCACCUUAGUCACCUCUGGACACUUUCCUCAGCUUCACAUUCCUUGCACGUUGUGACCAAGGUGGCUCUGAUCCUGGGGUAUCAUUGUAACCUACAGGAAACUUCCAGAACCAGCUAGGACAACAGUCCCCAUGGCUGUCCCCCACUUGCUGGCUGUGGCUUCAGUGGUGUUAGUUAGUGGUACCCACUCCACCCAAGCUCUGGAGCACCCUGGGGGUUUGGAUGUGGGUGGGCAGAGGGUGCUAUCCCUUAUGACCAGCCUGGCCCCCACCCUAACCCCAGCAGGGGCCCCAGAGAUGUUUUCUUGUUGUACAAGAACAAGGACAAAGU